GAGUCCGACCCACUAGCCCCCGGCCCAGAUCCCGUCCCACCACUAGGGCCAGCCUCGAGACGUCAUCUGACCCUAGGGUUUCUAGCCCCGACGCAGGCACCGCCGGUGCCCCGCCAACCGCGGACGGCGACGAGGCAUCGGACCUCAGCGCCCAGGCUGUCGCCCCGACGGCAACACGGACGAGGAAGACGAGGCCACAAGCGGAGGGGAAGGUGACGAGGCUGACGACAAGGACAGCUGACCAGGGAGGAAGGAGGGAGGAGAGAUCCAGCGACCGCAGCACAACAUGCCACCCAGCAUCCGCCGCCGGCGAGGCCACCACACGACCACGACCCAGAGUACUUGGAGGCAGCAUUUGUUUUUCUUCCGUCAUCUGUUGAGCAGCAAAGCGAACAACCAUGAGGAAGGAGAUCAUCAUUCGGAUGUAUGUGAACUCGGAGAAAUACCAAACCAAAGCCAUGAAAGUGGCAGCUACGGCUAGCGGGGUGGAGUCGGUGACGCUGGCCGGCGGCGACAAGAAUCUGCUGCUGGUGAUCGGCGACGACGUGGACUCGAACAAGCUGACCAAGAGCCUCAAGAAGAAGGUGGGCGCCGCUGAGAUCGUGGAGCUGAGGACGCUCGACACGUUCGGCGCGUCGUCGCUCCCGCUCCCGCCGGGGACAAAGGGGCCGGUGGCGCCGUACAACGGCUCGCAGCACUACCAGUACGGCGCGGCGCCAGGCCCGUACGCUUACCACCACCACCCGUCGCCGCUGGCCGCGCAAGGCGGCUAUGGCUAUGGCUACGGCUACGGCAGCAGCUACUCGCGAGCGGUGGCGCGCAGCCACCCGGGCAACUACUCGCCGCUGGUCGAGAGGCACGACUACUACCCCAUGGAGCACUCCUCCUCGUCCGGCAGCGGCGGCGGCGGCGGCGGCAGCAGCAGCACCAGCUACAGCUCGGUGCCUCGCCGCGAUAGUGGCUCCGGUGGCUGCUGCAUACAGUAGCAGGCGCCACCCCGUGGCCUGCACAACAUCCAUCCAUCUCCGCUUACAGUUACAGCUAGAUUGAUCUUCUCAUGAAAGUGUUCUUCUUUUCAUCAGUUUGGAAGGUUGUAGCCGACUUUGUAAAUGUUAAUUAGCUGGUUGUCGCCCUGUUGAUGGUCUGAAGUGGCGUCAGAUGUUUCUGUAAUUACGUUGCUACUUCAGUUUGUGUUGUCGAUCAUGAUCAGAGUCGCGUACUCCAUUUUCAUCUGAACUUUGCUAAC
Triticum aestivum (bread wheat) is the source of this 1246-nucleotide messenger RNA. RefSeq names its product RNA-binding protein FUS. The transcript is spliced from 4 exons. The record is from RefSeq and is a predicted model, not a curated record. Lineage: Eukaryota; Viridiplantae; Streptophyta; Magnoliopsida; Poales; Poaceae. The coding region runs from base 399 to 986 and encodes 195 amino acids.